This is a messenger RNA of Monascus purpureus, 1005 nucleotides long. The record is from the annotation of a GenBank genome assembly. Lineage: Eukaryota; Fungi; Ascomycota; Eurotiomycetes; Eurotiales; Aspergillaceae.
ACAGGUAGCUUCCUCACGUCCAUUGUGCCUCACUUGAACACUAUAGGCCCAUGGGAUAUCGCAGCUGUUCUUCAGAAUGACUGGCAAAAUAAUCAAUUCUCAUCUCAACUCCGAUGGAGGUUCUUAUGAACGACUCCUCCCCCAAGAAGAAGAAGCACACCCACACCCACAGCAUCCACAACAUGACCGCGGUCGAUGGUGCCAAAUAGGAACCGUCUUUUUGUACAUCACAGCGCUUUCCGUGGCUUUCAUCGUAGGCAGCACUGUUGGAUACCAGUGGCGGGGAGACCGAGAAAACCCAGAUCACUCCUGCGCCAAACAUACGUCCCAAUACUCUCCAGUCUUGAAAAGUGUUGCCAUUACAUAUGAUGUUCAGCGUUUCAAUGGAACGUUUCUGAAAGAGAAUAUCUUCCGGCAGGACGCGAGUCCGGAGGUCGAUGCUGCGUGGGAAUCCCUAGGCGUCAACUAUCGCAGUCUGCGAGUGCCUGCAGAUGAGGCCGAAAAGUCAGGGCUGGCACCUGAUCAGGUUAAGAUUAACGAAAAGUACGGAGGAGGAUAUCCUGCCAAUCUGGAGGGUCUUCAUCAUUUGCACUGCCUGGUAAGGAUGACGCUACAGGACAAAGUACUUUGUGUAGUAGCUGUUGAUGCUAAUGCCGCCGAAAGAAUCUCCUUCGCCAGACCCUGCACUGGAACUAUGAUUACUACCGCGCUGAAGGCAAGGGCGCAUUCACAAACGACGACUAUAUCGUCCGUGUCCAUGCCACACAUUGUUUGGAUAUCCUCCGCCAGCAACUGAUGUGCACCAUCGAUACCGGUGUGCUUGGCCAAGUCUGGCUGUAUCCUGACAGCCCGCAGGCAUUUGUUGACUUUAACACGGAGCACAAGUGCAAAAACUUCGAGGCCAUUCGUCGCUAUGCUGAGGAGAACCAGCUGCCGGCAAAGGUUCCAAGCGAUUUCCUGGAGCCUCCGAAAGAGGGUGAUAGGAUUUAUGCUGAGAUUCCCUAG